This is a messenger RNA of Cyprinus carpio (common carp), 3132 nucleotides long. It is a transcript of the gene gdpd4b, whose product is annotated as glycerophosphodiester phosphodiesterase domain containing 4b. Gene Ontology annotation, molecular function: glycerophosphodiester phosphodiesterase activity. The record is from RefSeq and is a predicted model, not a curated record. The transcript has 16 exons. Lineage: Eukaryota; Metazoa; Chordata; Actinopteri; Cypriniformes; Cyprinidae. Gene Ontology annotation, biological process: lipid metabolic process. Gene Ontology annotation, cellular component: membrane.
ACCCUACCCUCUUUAAAAAAGUCCCUUCUUCCAGUAGCCUGUCGCAUCUGACAGUGACUUAGCCUACAGUAUGCGCAAAUAGGCUAACUGUUUUUUUUAUUCUGGAAUUUUAUUUAGGACUCCACUGUGCUUUGUUGUAAACUUACGUUGCAUUCGAUUUACAGUUUAAUAGACCAAUAUAUUUGUUUAUAAAAAAAAUGAUUGGUCAUAUCGAUUUUCAAUUAAUUCAAAAUGUGUCUCCAUACAUCAUAUAUCAGUAGUUUCCCGCAGUUUUCGUCAAGACGUGAACAAGCAAUAAAAAUAUACGUGCACUGAAAGUGCAAAGAGGCCCCUCUUGUUAUGCAAAUUCAAUUACAUUUAACAGACAAUGACGCACAAUAACACUAUUCAGUAGCGCAGAGACACAAACCCAAGCAGAGAACAUUUAAUCUAGAACUCGGUAUUUUUCACGCUCUCGUUACCCAUAACUGCAGCGCCACACGGCAGGUCGAUCGGAAUAGAUCAGUGAAGAAGCUACAGGAGGUAUUUCCUUUCACUUGAGAAAGAGAAGCGGACAGCACACGGACAGACUUGGUUCUGACGUGAGGAACCGGCUUCAGUUGUUCGAGCCCUCAUUAAUUUCGCUUAUGGGCGCAACACAGACCGAGCCAACCCUGAAGUUGGGUAAGCUGGCAAUGGCACGGCAGAGGCUGCUACAGCGUUAUGAGCACCGGCCCUUUGUCUCCUGUCUAGCUGGACUCUAUGGCUGCCAGUGGAGGUGUUACCAGCUCACACAUGCUCAGCCUGGACACUGCUGCUGCUCGAAGGUGCUCUCGUUGUACCUUAUAAUGCACAUGCUGGGAUCAUUUAAAAUUAAGCUGUUAACUUAAGCAAUCUUUUGUCUCAGUCUGGUGUUCCUGUACUUCUGGAGUGAAGCUCGGAAUGACUACAAUGACUUUGACUGGUUUAAUUUUGGUAAUCUGGGCUUCUGGUUUCCAUGGUCCAUAGUUUUGUUGAUUCUUGCUGUUUUUUUGUUCACUUAUGUUGCUGGUCUGCUGCUGCUGGCAGUUUGUCUUCUCUCAGAAGGCCAGAGGUUAUAUUUACAUUGGUGUCACAAGAUCGGGAUCUCAGUGACUUUGAUUCUCUCCAUUGUGGCCUCAUCUGUUCUCACAGAUUUAUGGAGCAAGGAGUGGAUGACUGUACUUUUAUCUUUUCAGGUAACUGCUCCAUAUCUACACAUAGGUGGUGUAGUUUUAAUGACUCUAUUAUCUUGGCCAAUAGCCUUGCAUGUCUUCCGUUUUCUUCCGAGAGUGAGAGGGAUGGCCAUCACAGUGCUGUACAUAACUGUUCUAGUGACUCUGUUCUUGGUUCCUCUGGGCAUGUACUCCCCCUGCAUUAAAGAGCGGAGCAGUCUGGGAUCAGCUCCUGCUUUAAUUGGACACAGGGGAGCACCAAUGCUUGCCCCUGAAAACACCUUCAUGUCUUUUGAGAAGGCAUUGGCAGCUGGAGCUGACGGACUGGAGACUGAUGUAACUAUCAGUUAUGAUGGAGUUCCUUUCCUCAUGCACGAUAAGAACCUACGCAGGACAACUAAUGUAAAAGACGUGUUCCCAAACUGGACACACACCUCACCUGCCAUGUUUACGUGGAGAGAACUGCAGAAUCUCAAUGCUGGAUCCUGGUUCUUCUCUCAAGACCCCUUUGGAACAGCUUCAUCUCUGAGCCCAGAUGAGCGUUUGCAAGCUCAGAAUCAGUCUGUAUGCACACUGAGGGACUUCCUGGAUCUGGCUGCUCAAUAUGGGAAACUAGUGAUCUUUGAUCUGUAUCGGCCACCCAGGGGUCACCCUUAUAGAGAUGCCUGGAUAUCCCGCACCCUAGAUGUCAUCCAAAACGAGUCAUCCAUUCACUCCAGUCAGGUAUUGUGGUUGCCUCCAGAGCUCAGAGAGUUUGUACAAGAAAUCGACCCAGAGUUACAGCAGAUAACAGCGGAUCUAGCACCAGUGGAGGACCUUCAGCUCAGACACAUAUCCAGACUCAACAUCCAUUACAGCUUCAUGUCAGAGAAAGAAAUCAGAAAAUACGCUGCUGCUAACAUCAGCACCAACCUGUACGUGAUCAGCGAGCCAUGGCUGUAUUCUCUUGCCUGGUGCGCAGGGGCUCAUUCUGUCGCCACUAAUGCUGUUCACAUCCUCAAAAACCUGCAAAGACCGCUCUUUCUCAUGACACCGGAUGAGUACAGGCUUAUGUGGACUAUUACUGACAUCACUUCCCUUAUUCUUGUCAUGAUUAUCUUUGUGUUUCACUGGUGGAGGGAGCGUGAGUUGGCUCUCAGUGUGGACAGCAGUUCAGUAAUUGAGAAUGGGUCCUACAGACAGUUCAGGACAGAGAUGAAUGAUGUGUGGUCUUUAUCCAACAUGAGUGCCUCUGACAAGCAAGAUCCAUCUCUUUGAAGUGCCUGACGAAAUUUUCUGGUUCAUAUUUAACCCCUUAUAUUAAAAAAAAACUGUAACUGAUGUUCAGUUAAGCCAGUAUAAACCACUGUGUAUGUGGUACAUUGAAAUCACCCUUACAUUUUAUAAAUUGUAAGUGUUUGGUCACAAAAUAACAGACAAGCAGGCUGUCUUCACGUGAUAUGAUGGGAUACAUACAGUUAACAAAUGUUAAGUUCUAGUGACUGAUCUUGCACCUCAUUUGAAUUAUGGCCUUUUGCAAGCCCCAGGUUUUAUAAAUGCUACUGUAAAGGUUUCCAUUUCAAGCAUGAAUGGAAAUAUUUGUCAUGUUGAUGAAACUGAUGUUUUCUUCUCUGAAAUAUUGGUGGAUCCAUUGGUUUUGUUUCAUCUUAAUUGGUAUUUAAAAUCCAUGCCAUGGUUUUGGCUGAAUUAUUACUCCCAGACAAUAGUGUAAGAAUCCAAGAGGUCAUAAAUCAUUUUUAUGCUAACGUUUUGUCCUUUUUGUCUUGUUCUAAUUUAAUACACGUCUAAUUCAGUAUCAUAGUUAAUCCUCAGAAGAUCAUUCAGUGAAAUCAUUUUUUGGUUAUUGCAAUAUGUUUAACUCAUGUUUUUUUUUUCUUCAUUAUUUUGAUACUUUAUCUUCAAAUGUUAAUACUGUUACAAUCUUGUUAUUUUUAUUACUUGAAUAAAUCUUCUGUCUGAA